AUGGGGAGCCGGAAACAGACCAGAAUGUUGACCGGGGAUGCUGGAGGAAGUCAUCACAAAGUCUCCGUUUCUCCUGUCGUCCAUGUCCGAGGGCUGUGUGAAUCGGUUGUGGAAGCAGAUCUUGUGGAAGCUCUUGAAAAGUUUGGAACAAUAUGCUAUGUCAUGAUGAUGCCAUUUAAGCGCCAGGCUCUGGUGGAGUUUGAAAAUGUAGAAAGUGCAAAGAAAUGUGUAACGUUUGCAGCGGAUGAAGCUGUAUACAUUGCUGGACAGCAAGCCUUUUUCAACUACUCCACGAGUAAGAGGAUUACUCGGCCAGGAAACACCGAUGACCCAUCUGGUGGGAAUAAAGUUCUCCUGUUGUCAAUUCAGAAUCCUCUCUACCCAAUUACAGUG
Molecule: messenger RNA, 393 nt
Organism: Mesitornis unicolor (brown roatelo)
Lineage: Eukaryota; Metazoa; Chordata; Aves; Mesitornithiformes; Mesitornithidae
Product: heterogeneous nuclear ribonucleoprotein L-like
Exons: 3
Biological process (GO): regulation of RNA splicing
Cellular component (GO): nucleus
Molecular function (GO): mRNA binding
Source: RefSeq, a predicted model, not a curated record